This is a messenger RNA of Sclerotinia sclerotiorum 1980 UF-70, 540 nucleotides long. RefSeq lists its product with no specific name. Bases 1 to 540 code for a protein of 179 amino acids. The record is from RefSeq and is a predicted model, not a curated record. Lineage: Eukaryota; Fungi; Ascomycota; Leotiomycetes; Helotiales; Sclerotiniaceae. The transcript has 2 exons.
AUGUCGGACGCAGACCCAUAUGUCCUUACAAAACUUUCAGAACACAUAUCACGGCAUCUCAACAAAUCCCUUGAUCAAGCCGUGGACAAUUUGUCAUUGAGGCUUCAGGAUACGGCGAAGGAUGCUAUCGCCGAUACUCGAGAAAUCAAUUCUAUUAUCGAGCAGGCAAUUAGGGAAGCCGUCGAAAAGGCCAUCGAGAAGUCUGUGGUAACGGAAGUUGAGCCUGCUUCCAUAGAAUCAGAGUUCAAAUUCCCACCUCCUCGGAAUCCCAAUUUUGUGGGUCGCUCUUCAACCCUAGCUAAACUACUGAGUCUGUGGAAACCAAAUCGAAAGAGUCGAUUAGCCAUUAUAGGGCUUGGAGGGGUAGGGAAAACUGAGCUUAUCACUGAGCUUGUCUACCAAAUUAGAGAAGCCUCGCCAGCAUCGAUAUACUGGUUUGGCCCAGAUAAUUUGCUUACCCCUUCGGCUGACGGAAAUGAGCCACUGGAAGAUUGCUGGCGGCCCUGGGCCGAGACUCCCGGAAGCCUGUUUGGUCGUUGA